AUGCCCGGAGACGCGUACUGCUGCUUCGUACUGGAGGGACAGGGGGAAUCAGCUGCAUCGAACAUAGCGAGAGAAGGCGCGCUUCGAGACGCUCAGUCUCAUGCGGGACGAUCGUUGCUCGAGUCCUGCCACCAAGCCUUCCUGGGGGAAUUGAAAUCGCUGUCGCCCUCCGAGCUGCUGGACAUCGGGCUCAAGCUCGAGAGUUUUGAUGGGAAUGCGACUUCCCUCCUCGACAUGGAGCAGGAACUUCUCCACCAUCCCAUCAUCUCCAGCGUUCGGCUAUGCGUUAUACAGCUUCUUCGAUUCGUCUCGCUUUCGGAGCACCCCCCGCAUGGACAUCCUGCUUCACAACCCUCUUCCGCGUGCAUUGCUGGAUUUUCUUCCGGAUUGAUAUCCGGCGCGGUCAUCUCGGCGGGGGACUCCGACGCGAGUCUUGCUUUCUACGCGACCCAAGCAGUGAGGUUGUCUUUUUGGGUCGGCUAUAGAGCAGCGCAGGCGGCUCGUAGCUACUGCUCGGGGUCGGCGAAACACUCUACCUCAGGCUGGGGUUUGGUGCUGUUUGGCUCCACGCGAGAGGAGCUGCAGAAGACUCUAGAUACGUUCAAGUCGACGAUAGGACCCGAUUCGCUCGGAGUCUACAUCAGUGCCGCGACGACAGACCAAUGCAUCUCUCUUUCAGGGCCUCCGAACCUCCUCGAUGCCUUUAGGAAUGGCUUCCUUCCCUCCAGUUGCACCGCAACGCAUGACUUGCCGCUGCAAGCUCCUUACCAUUGUCACGAUCUUCUGACUACAUCUCAAGCCGUGAAGGAGGAUGUUGUCCGAAGGCGGAUCCGUAUGCCUGAGUAUGCCGACCUUAAGAUACCUCUCCGACCCGCAGAGCACGGUGCGGUUAUCGGGAGUGAACGACACUCAAAGUCAUCCAGUGGCUCUCUCGUUGAGGAGCUUAUUGAUUCCGUCUUGCUCCGCCCCGUCGACUUCGACUUCCUCCCUGCGCAGCUAUGCUCUGAGGUUCUCGAGCCCCGCGGCUCUUCGUCCACCCUCACGAUCGUCAACCUUGGUCCUGGGAAGGCCAUAUCGAGGGCGUUAGCUCGCGCCAUAGCGGCGCGUGCUCCAACAGCUCAUGUCAACACGAUCGAUUCAUCGUCUCCGCUUCUCACGGGACCAGAUAUCCCUCCUUCGUCUAUGCCGCCUCACAUAGCCUCAAAUACGACAGAGCCGAUCGCGAUCGUCGGGAUGGCUGUUAACUUUCCAGGCGGACCGGACGUGGCGACGCUGUGGGAGAGUCUCGUCGCGGGCGUCAAUACGGUCACCGAGAUACCAUCGAGUCGCUUCGACAUCUCGGAUUACAUGACGAAAUCGACAGGCCGAUCCAUGCGUACCAGAUACGGAAACUUUAUAGAGAAUGCCGACGUCUUCGAUAACGCGUUUUUCCGUAUAUCGCCCAAAGAGGCCCGAAGCAUGAGCCCCCAGCAACGACUGCUAUUGCAUGUUGCGUACGAGGCGAUAGAAGACUCAGGUUACGUCGCUCAUGCGACCCCUACCUUCGAUCCUGAUACGUUCGGUGUUUACGUGGGUGUCGCCACAAACGACUACGUCCUGAAUCUUAGGGAGGACAUCGGCCCGCAUUAUAGCACAGGGACGCUUCAGGCGUUUCUGAGCGGGAAGGUUUCAUAUGCUUUUGGCUUCGGCGGGCCGUCGAUUGUUGUCGAUACCGCGUGCAGCUCUUCGGCUGUGGCAAUACACCAGGCGUGCCGUGCUCUUCAGUACGGUGAUUGCAACGCCGCCGUCGCAGGUGGCGUGAAUGUCAUCACUAGUCCAGACAUGUAUCUCGGGCUGGACAAGGCGCACUUCUUGAGCGCUACCGGACAGUGCAAGCCCUGGGAUGCGUCCGCCGAUGGAUAUGCACGCUCCGAGGGGUGCGGGAUGUUCGUUCUCAAGCGGCUAUCGGACGCCGAACGCGAGAACGAUAACAUACUAGGCAUAAUCCGUGGAACCGAGAUCAACCAGUCAGGUCGUGCCUGCUCCAUAACUCAUCCGCACGAAGACGCCCAAGUCGAUCUUUUUAAGCGCCUGCUCGACAAGUCUGCGAUUCCCGCCUGCCGAGUUUCGGUAGUCGAAGCUCACGGGACCGGAACCCAAGCCGGCGAUCCCAUCGAAAUGCGGAGCAUCCGCGCCGUCUUUGCUGCGGCCCGUACCCCCGAUAACCCUCUACAUGUCACCUCAAUCAAGGCGAACAUAGGACAUGCUGAAGCAGCGGCCGGUGCCGCUAGCCUGGCCAAGCUCCUGCUCAUGCUGCGUCAUAACGUCAUCCCCGCGAACAUAUCCUUGAAGACGCUUAAUCCGCGUAUCCCUCCACUCGCAUCAGAUGGAACGCGAAUCAACGUUAGUAACGUUGCUUGGCCGGCGAGCGGGAAGCCGCGAAUCGCGGUGCUCAAUAGCUUCGGCGCUGCUGGAUCAAACUGUGCCCUUGUCCUCGAGGAAGCGAAAGCGCCGCGCCUUCCUUCGCCCUGCUCCGGAUCUCUAAUUUGUGGGCUGUCGGCUAAGACCGAGGACGCUCUUGAGAAACUCCGUCGGGCGUAUUUGGACCAUAUCGACACGCGCUUACAUAGCGACGCCGACUUCGUCAACUUCUCCUACACUGCAACUGCUCGCAGACAGCAGUACCCUUACAGGAUCGCGGUCUCUGCCGCCGACAAGACCGAACUUCGUGCGAAGCUCCUCGCCGCGCCCGUGUCACAUCCAUCCUCCUUCGACGGCAAGGUGGUCGUCGCCUUCUCCGGCCAGGGAAGCCAGUACGAUGGUAUGGCCUCUAGCCUCUAUUGUACAUGCCCCCAAUUCAAGGAGACGAUCGAUUACUGUCACGCGAAACUACUCUCGUAUUCCCUUCCGGGCAUCCUCGGAUGUAUCACGACUACCCCGGACUGCGCCACUGACAGUCCGACCUGUCUUCAAUCGGCCAUUUUCGCAAUUGAGUAUGCGCUCGCUAAGCUAUGGAUGUCCUGGGGUCUCAAGCCGGAUGCCGUAGUCGGCCAUAGUCUCGGAGAAUAUGCUGCGCUCACUAUCGCCGGUGUCAUCAAACUCGAUGACGCACUUCUUCUGGUCAACAGGCGAUCCCGAAUGGUCACGCAGUACUGCGCUUUUACGAGCACGGGAUUGAUGGUACUCCAACUUGGGCCCCAUGAAGCCAGGAUUCUCUUGCAGAAUUCCCCUGAAUACUACGCUCCCUUGUCAAUCGCAUGUUUCAACAGCUCCAGCGCUACGGUCGUAGGCGGACCUACGGACGUUCUGAAGCAAUUCGCAGAGGAUUGUACCCGAAGCAACGUCAAGUGCCGUAUCCUUGACGUUCCGCACGCGUACCACACGGCUGCUAUGGCUCCCGCGGGCCUCGAGCUCACGGCGCUGGCGCAAACGUUCAGACUAUCUUCGCCCAAGAUUCCGGUCGUAUCCAAUGUGACCGGGCGCCUCGUCAAACCAGGAGACAGCACUGUCUUCGUCGCGGAGUAUUUCGCCAAGCAUCUAUGCCAGCCUGUCGAGUUCCACAACGGGAUCCUUUCGCUGCUUUCCGAACCUGACCUGGACCGAAUUGCCGCUUGGAUCGAAAUGGGGCCGCAUCCUGUCGUCCUGCCGAUGAUACCCAGGCUUCGCACCGACACCAGCUUUAUUCCGACCUUGCAGAGAAAUAUCGAAGACUGGCAGUCGAUAUCGUCAGCUCUGGCUCGCCUCUACACUGUCGGGAUACCGCUUAAAUGGCGACGCGCAUUCGACGUAGCAGCUCCAGGCGCACGUUGCGUAUCUCUCCCCAGCUACCCCUUCGCAGACAAUAGAUAUUGGAUCAAAUAUCGGGACCCAGUCCUAACUCCCUCCUCUGCCUCCGCCGGCGUCCGUGAUUGGCUCGGUAUGAGAGUGAUCCAGGUACCUCCCGCCGACCACGAAGGCACGGGGGUGGUCGAGGUGUCCCUCUCCGCUAUUGCGCCACUAUUACGCUGCCACCAGAUGGCAGACACGCCCUUGUGCCCCGCAUCUGUUUAUCAAGAAUUGGUUAUUCUUGGGGCGCAGGCUAUAUGCCGGGAUUCUCGACGCAAUUUCGCGCUGUCGAACGUGAACUUUCUGGCUCCCAUCACUCUGGCAUCAGAUACUGAAAUGACGGUGCGAGUCGAGCUCGUAUGGAACGGUGUCGUCGUGGGUCUCAGUUCUUUCAGGAUCAGCACAUAUUCUCUAGACUCGCCUAAAGACGUCCGUCUUCACUGUACCGGCAAUAUCGGUCACCUGAGUGAAGUAAACCUUACGGAAGGCUGGUCGAGCAGGCUCUCCAGCUGGUCACUCCGAAAGGAGCGUCUCAUGUCAGGUGCCGCUGGUGCGCCUCCGGAAACGUUCCACUCCAACACCAUCUACAACAUCAUCUUUCCUCGAGUCGUUACCUACUCCGAGCCGUUUCAGAGCAUGCGGUGCAUCACGAUUAAUGACUCGGGUACUCAGGCGUUCGGCAUUGCUCGCAUCCCAGAAUCCGCGAUUAAGUCCUCAAUGGCGCGCAUCGUCUUCGCGGACACCUUACUCCAUGCUGCUGGAUUCAUGCUUAACUCUCGGCUAGGUGCCGAAGAUUGCUACAUGUGCAUUCACAUCGGGUCGGUCAAUAUGCUUCGACACGACUUGGACCUGACGCGCCCAUUCGGAUUUCUUUGCGAGGCGACGCAUGAGAGUCGCGAAGCGGCGUGCAGUAUCGUAGCGUUCGGAACGGCCGACGGUGCGAACGGCGUAGCGGAGAUGGAACGGGUGCGAUUCAAGAAAGUCAGCCUACGGAUGCUACGGAAGGUCUCCUCAAAUUCGCCGGCAGUACCAGCCCCUUCUCGACGUCUUCUCCGCCGGCUCCCAGAUUUGGAAGUCAAGGCUGCGACUGCGGGAUCAAUCCCCAUCACUCCGCCAUCCUACUCGAGCGCUACCCAUCGUGAUGUUAUCCAAUCGACCGUGGUGCGGAUCAUCGCUGACGUCGUGGGCAUGUCCCCAACCGAGGUGGGCCAAAAUCAGGACGUGUUGCUCGCCGACCUCGGUGUCGAUUCCCUCAUGUCAAUCGAGCUUCUCUCUCGAAUGCGGGAGUGCUUCCCUGAGCUCACGAGCAGUGAUCUUUCCUCAAUUCUUGUCUCUGAGGCCCCAGUUCGCGCGGUCAUUGACGAACUGGAUGAUCUCUGGACCGCAAGAAUGGGCAGCGACCACGGAGAAGCCAUCAUGGAAGUGACUGCUACGGAUCGAUCGCGAAGUGACGAGUUAUCGAGCUAUCGGCGGGAUAUCACCGAGGACGCACGCUCCGACACAGUUGUCGACCAUCCUAGUACUCGCGAAAUCCUUGCCACAGUGCUUGGUAUGCCUUCUGAACGCAUCCAGGUCGAUGACAAUCUCGAAGACUUGGGCUUGGAUUCGCUGUGUUCGAUUGAGCUCAUCGGUGCUUUGAAUGGCUAUGUCUCGUCCUCCUUGACUCCCUUCGAUCUUCAGCAUUGCAAGACUGUCGGUGACCUCGAGAAGCUCACCUCUUGUUCAGACGUACCGGCGGGCUCUACUGAGCAGCGAGAUACGAGCACGUCCCUCUAUGAUGCAUUGGACAAUGUGGUGCUCAUUCAGAACGGCCCACCGAACUCAGAAACGCCGCCUUUGUUUUUGAUACACGACGGGAGUGGUAUGAUUGAUCAGUACAAACGGUUGCGGCCGCUUGGAAGGCGAGUGUACGGUAUUCACCACCCCAUGCUCGGAACAGAUGGCGACUGGACGGGAGGGCUCUUGGAAAUAGCGGCGCUGUAUGCUACCUUGAUUCAACGUAUCGGCGGACGGGCUGCGUGUCUCAUAGGUGGCUGGUCUUUUGGAGGCGUGGUAGCGUUCGAAGUCGCCAGGCAACUUAUGGCUAUCGGCGUCUCAAUACAGGCCGUCAUCGCUAUUGACUCGCCUCAUCCUGCGGAGACGGUCCCGAUGUCUGACGAGCUGAUCGACCACGUACUUCGACCGAUCUCCAGGAAAAGUCACGUAGCGGAUUCCAUUCUUAGGCUUAUGCUACAGUCGACGCGGGCCUUGGUAGAGUACGACCCCUAUGCCUCCUCGGCCAGUCGCUUCGUGCCUCGAGUGAUCCUAUUGCGGUCGGCCCAGGAUUUCGACUACGGGAGCUAUGAGGGCGCACAGUACGCGUUCUUGUCGAAUAGGGCAAACCCGCGCCACAUCGUACAAGACUGGGAGAGCUUCUUGGGAAUGCCCAUCACUUCAAUCGAUAUCCCGGGUCAUCACUUUGAACCGUUUGAACCGAACAUGGUAUGCGUUAACUGUUCUCCUGUACAUAUUUCUCAUCGCUGA
Messenger RNA from Punctularia strigosozonata HHB-11173 SS5, 6327 nucleotides. RefSeq names its product ketoacyl-synt-domain-containing protein (gene pks2). NCBI's taxonomy places the organism in Eukaryota, Fungi, Basidiomycota, Agaricomycetes, Corticiales, Punctulariaceae. The record is from RefSeq and is a predicted model, not a curated record. The coding region runs from base 1 to 6327 and encodes 2108 amino acids. Gene Ontology annotation, biological process: fatty acid biosynthetic process; secondary metabolite biosynthetic process. Gene Ontology annotation, molecular function: 3-oxoacyl-[acyl-carrier-protein] synthase activity; fatty acid synthase activity; phosphopantetheine binding. The transcript has 9 exons.